AUGAGCAAACUUCUGGUGUGCUGCCCGCGUUCACCACCGCGCUAUGAAUCCCAGUCUGCUGCUGCCUGCGACGCUAUUGCCAAGCUGAAUUCACGAAAACCAUUUUGUUCUCGAUUCACUUUCAUCCGCCACAUGUGGCAGGCCUUGGAGGAACCGCCCAAGUCGCAUGAGAAACGGAAGACUUCUGUCGUUGUCUAUUUGCACCUGCUGCAGCAGAAAGUCAUGAAAACAAAGGCAAUCGAAGAUGCUGACUGCUACGUUUCAGGUCUUUGCCACGGCAUAUCGGUCCUUGAGGAAUGCAACCUCAGGGAAGAGAAGCUACGCGAACUGGCCUGCGCGUAUUCAUCCAAUCAUUCCCGGACCGAAAAUAUCGAAAACCUCAAGCUUGCAAUUGAAACACUGGAACGAUGCGUCGAAACCACGGGGAAAAAGACAUAUCCACAGGCAACUAUUUCCAUUCGAGCGGCCCUUGUCCAUCGUUACCAGCACUAUGAACGGUCGAACGACGUUGUCCACUCCGUAAACUUGCUUCGAAAGGGGCUCGAGGCCACACCAAGAGACGAUCCGAACUAUGCUCCGUUGCGAAACACUGGGCUGGAUAGCUUCGUUUCCGCAUUCGGCCAUCUGCGGCUCUGCGCCGUUUGGUGCCAAAAUGCGUAG
Exophiala viscosa is the source of this 660-nucleotide messenger RNA. RefSeq lists its product as uncharacterized. The record is from RefSeq and is a predicted model, not a curated record. NCBI's taxonomy places the organism in Eukaryota, Fungi, Ascomycota, Eurotiomycetes, Chaetothyriales, Herpotrichiellaceae. The transcript has a single exon. The coding region runs from base 1 to 660 and encodes 219 amino acids.